Solenopsis invicta (red fire ant) is the source of this 2408-nucleotide messenger RNA. It is a transcript of the gene fy, whose product is annotated as protein fuzzy homolog. The coding region runs from base 1115 to 2356 and encodes 413 amino acids. The transcript is spliced from 5 exons. Gene Ontology annotation, biological process: non-motile cilium assembly; vesicle-mediated transport. The record is from RefSeq and is a predicted model, not a curated record. NCBI's taxonomy places the organism in Eukaryota, Metazoa, Arthropoda, Insecta, Hymenoptera, Formicidae.
AACUGUUUUCUUAUCGUUCGAUUAAGUUUAAAUUGGUUUAAAUUUUUUUGUUUGUUUACUUUUGGAUUUUAUCUUUUUGUGAAUGAUUAAGAAAGAAGCGUGAAAACUAUUGAAGGAGAUCUAAGUUUGUUAAGAAACAUUAAUUAGAUUAUUUAAGAAACAAAAAAAGUUACAAGAGUUUUCAACUCAGUCGACACAGUUAUGUCCUUCAACAUAGAAUAACUAUAAGUUUCAGUAUCACGUUUUAUAUAACGUAAAUGUUGUGGCAAUGUUGUAAUUAUAUUAUAAUUUUGCCAUUUCUUAAAAGUAACGAUAAUAUUUAUAUUACUACUUUGUAUAAUUGUAAUUCCAAUAUUUAAUUAAAUUCUGUAUACUAAAGCAUCACAUACUUGAUAUGUAAAUGGCAUUUGCAUAUUUAUAUUACAUAAAGCAGUAGUAGAUAUAAAUAAUUAUAAAUAUUAAGAAUAUUUGUUAUACAAAGUAUUUCCAAAUUAUAUAGUAGUUGCAAAUUGUGUCAAUUGGGAAGUAACUAUCAACAAACAAAUUUAACAACUUUAAAACAAUGGUUAAAAAGAAGUUUAAUAGAAGUCUUAAUAAAGAGGAAAACUAAAAAAUGUUACGAGUUUUGUGCUAAAUAAUUGCCAGUUUAAGAAUAAGCUUAAUAAAAUUGAGAAAUCUGUAAAAAGAGGGGAAGUUAAGUUUUAUUCCAAAUAUCUAAUAAGUGGUUGAAGGCAUUCAAACUAAUUUAAUCUUAAUUUUAAAGGGAAAGAUGUUUUUUAUAUCUUUCAUCAAACAGUUAGAUAGCUGUCAGACUCAACGCUGAGUAAUGUCAUGUUAUGAAAGUUUUAUAAUAUCAUGUAUACGUAUGUUGUCACACAUAAUGAGAGUUUUUGCCAAGCAUUAGUUUUUUAGCCUGUAAUUUACUAAAAAUAACAUAUUCAUAGAAUAUUGUACCAAUUGUAUAAAAAAAACCUGUUGGAUGUCAUGGCCAGUCAUGGCUUCCAUUGUAGAAUUAAUUUUUAAAUUAUAAAAACAGUUUUUUGUACAAUCUUAAAACAUUUGAGGACGUAACAAAUACUUUAGUGUCAAACACGAUAUUUGAAUCUGAGUGAGAAUGUCUGUACACAUUAUGUGUUUGACCUCCUCAGGAGGAAUUCCUUUGUUUUCACGCCAGAAGGGAGAUAGUGACACGAUGACGUUUUCGAAAAUCGCAUCCCUCAAUGGAGUUCAUAUGUUUUUAAAAUCACAGGACAUUGCUCUCCUGAACACAGAUUUGCCGGACGUGACUGUAGCAUGGAAGGAAUUCGAGAAGUGUAUCAUAUUGAUAGCAAUUGCGAGUGGAGUAACAAAAUAUGUGUUGGACAAAUUUCUGGAUGCCACUUUCGGCGCGAUGGUUCUGUUUACUGGCAUUGACGAAAUAAAAAAUACAAAGAACAUAGAGAGACUCAAGAAAGAUAUGCGUCUCUGCAGUCCUAUCAUUGAUAAAUUAAUGGAUUGCUUGGACAUAGGGGACAAAAAUUCAACGAAAACCGAUAUAAUUAACAUGACGGAAUGUAUUAUAUCUUCGGAAAGUUAUUUGCUUCAGACUUGCUUAGAGGGAUUUAUGGAAUGUCUAGACUCAAUGUACGGAUGCGUUCUGGUGCACGGUUGUGUGGCAGCCGCUACAGAAGGCUGGUGGUUGCUUGAGCCCGUGGAAAGAAAAUUACUAACAAUAGCAAUUGCUUCUGAAAGUAUUUGUACCACGCGAGACAUUCCAGUGUUUUUACCCUGUAAAAGUCCAAACGUAGCUUUCAGAUUGGUAUCUGUAACUUUAAUUAAUCAUGUGGAAGUUCUGGCGUUAUGUGGACCAAGUCCAGAAUUAACGGAGAUCGAGAGAUUCGCUAUGCAAUGCUGGAAGAGUAAUAUGGAUGCAUUAUGCAAUGUCGAACAGUGUUAUCCGCGAAAUUUGCCUACCUCGAUUUCUUUAGAUAGCGAAACACUUGGAUUUCUACUGGCAAAUUACAAGCUAGAAAAAUUCGUGCUUGGCAGAAACUCUCAAUGCGCUAAAAAUCGUGCGACAGGAUCGCAUAGAUUGGAUAUUCUGCGAACAUUUUAUCACCAGGCGGUUGAAACGUUUAUGCUAUCGUCCGCCGAACAUGAAGAGAGCAACGACGACAAAGUAAACGCGAAUGCCUGGAAAUUUGUCGGGGCGAAGGAAACGUACUUGUGUUCCGAAUAUCACAAAUGUCAUGCUGUGAAACAUGGUGACAAUAUACUUUGCAUCUUAUACACAUCUGUCGUGCCUACUCAUACCAUGAGACUGAUUAGUCAGAAAAUAGUAAAAAUGAUAUUUAGCGAUAAGCAAAUAUAUUGGUAAUUUUCAUUUUUUUUAUUUUUAUAAUGUGUAAAAUAAAGAAUAUUGUUUUAUA